This is a messenger RNA of Trypanosoma cruzi, 2979 nucleotides long. RefSeq lists its product as uncharacterized. Gene Ontology annotation, biological process: vesicle-mediated transport; intracellular protein transport. Lineage: Eukaryota; Euglenozoa; Kinetoplastea; Trypanosomatida; Trypanosomatidae. Gene Ontology annotation, cellular component: cytoplasm. Gene Ontology annotation, molecular function: GTPase activity; GTP binding. Bases 1 to 2979 code for a protein of 992 amino acids. The record is from RefSeq and is a predicted model, not a curated record. The transcript has a single exon.
AUGGAUCCACAGACACAGAAGGAGGACAACGUGAUGGGGGUUGUACGUUGUGUGCAGGAGAAGGGAUAUGGUCGCACCUCCUUCUUGACGUACAAAAAGCGCUUUUGGGUAGUAGAUCAAACGCAGGGUCGUAUAGAAGUCUACAAGAAUGACCAGGAGCCCUUUCCACUGGCAAAGUACAACGCCUCGGAGGUACGUGGGGUCAUCUUUUCGGGCUGCAAGCAAAAUAAAUUCUACCGUCUUGUGCUGCAGCUGCGGCAUGCCCGAAAUGUUAGAUUCCGGUUGAACUCCAUGGCCGAACGUGAUCGCUGGUACGCCGCCAUCACGCGACUCAUCGAACGUUAUCCGGCGUAUAACCGGGACCAAAAUGUCCUGCGUGUUGCCCAACGACGAACGAUGACUGCGGAGCGGUCGCUCGGUGUAAGCAUUACACUAGCCAUAGCGGGUUUGAGCGAUAUUCCCGAUGAUCUUUUGCAAUAUUUGGUUGAGGCGGUCGAUAUGGCGAUUGAGACCAUUUCUUCGGUGGUUCAAAAAUAUGGCAGCGAAAAUGACAUUCCGAGGCGAUACACGGUUACGGUGGCUACGGCCUCUGGGUCGCAGCCUAACAUUGGGCCGCAGUAUGAUCCCACCACACGUAGUCUUGUAAUGAACGUAACAAUCACCCGCGAUAUCAUGGGAAAUGUGCGCUUUUCUGUUGCGAAUUCUAGUGACAUUAUGAAAAUAACUCAAUCGCAUGUAUGGCGAGAUCCUCGUAUUGAGGGAUGGAUCACCACAAGCAAAAGCUGUGUUGCAGUUUGUCGUGAUAUUGGCGAACUGUUGGGAAUCAAGAAGCCCUUCCCGUUCACCUUUCAGUGGAGAAAAAACCUGAGGGAUACAGUCCGUGUAGAGCAGUAUCUGCGCCGUCAUGUACACGAGGAAUUCCUGCGAAAUGUGCAGCAACAGAUUGUGCAGGUCGCAGAAGAAUUUGGACGUGAUGAAGGGGUAACAGAUGACUCUGUAUACAUCAAAUACAUUGGAGACUACGUCUCAGGAAUAGCCAUUACACUUGACGAGAAGACCGUCGAUGCGGAUAAACCCCCCGAGUUGUUUGUAACGACUACUGUUGAGUAUCAGCAGCGUUGUAGACAUGCUGUAGUGAUGAUAUCCAGAUACUUUGAAGCGUAUCGAAAGCCGCGUGUUGUGGCCCAGUCGCUACGUGAUCAGCUUGUAAAUGUUGUUCUUCUUGCAGAUCUUAGCAAGCGUAUGAGCGAGGUCAGAACCUCCAUUGCUCAAGUAUUAGGAGGAAAUGGACGUGUAAAGAUCAUAUGGGACAAUCUUUUACGUUCCUGUGCAAAAGUAUCAGUUCCUUUGCUUCUUCGUGGUUUAUCACACCUGGUUCUUUCAUGCAGCAAUAUUUAUGUAGAACGACUUGAAGGCAUUCGUCAGCUUUUGAGUGGCAUUACAUCCUCAAAUGAGGGCUAUUGUCCUCUUUUCGGAACGAUAUUUAAAAAUAUCAAUUCUAUUGUUGUUGACUUUGUUCCUUUUGUGACAGGUAAAACGUUAACUCUUCCCGAUCCCCAGUUUCAGCAAGGCAUUUUAACGGACUACUUUCUUUGCUCAACGGAGGGGGAUCAGGGUGCCAUGAUGGAUCUUGUGCGCAAAUGGCGUGUUGUGCCGCAGGCCAAUCAAGCCUAUGCCGUUGUAUCCCAGUUAGUUAUUUUUCCUUCUAUGCCCGUUGCAACGUUUAGGGAGUGGUGUGAGGAGCAUUUACGUGACAUCCCAGAAGUGGACGAAUACGUAGACACCGAUGAUUCAUGCUCGUGUUCCUCUAUUCCUUCAGAAGACUUUGGGGAUGCGGUGGCAUUUGAGCGUAGUGCUGAAACACAAGUUCUUGAUAUGCACCGAGUUGUCAGCUUGAUAUAUGACUCACAAGGUGUUUCUGUAAGUCUUAAGAUUGGUGCCGAUGCCAUUUUUGAUGCUAUUAAUGCCCUUGAAGCGGCUUUUGACGGUCGUCGAAUUCGCAAGCAUGACUUGGUGCGGGUACUGAUUUCCAAUUUGCGACGGCUUCGUGUCAUGUAUAGCCACACCAUCGGAGGAGAAACGACAAGUUUUCUGGACCUUCAUUCCGCUGUAAAUUUACUUUACGAAUUGUGCGAAUACGAGGAAAGUGUCUCGGGACUGGAGGAAUUGCUGCACAAGUAUGCGUUACAACGGCGUCAGGAACUCAUUACAUUGGGAAAUGGGUCAAUUACGGAGCCAAACGAUGAGAUGCCUAUCAACUUAUCCGGGUGUGUAUAUGACUUUCAAUGCGUGUCGCGGGUGGCGUUGAAUCAUUUACUGCCGAUUGAGGCAAAGAUCGCUCGGCGGGGGUGGCGUGUAGGCUUUAUGGCAGGAUUAGAAAACGUUGGCAAGACGCUCAUUUUGAACUCCUUAAUGGGUCUUGUGCAGUCCACUAUUCCGACUGUUGGGUUGUCCAAACAAGUGGCGGCCUUUGAGGAAUGGAUAUUUUCGCUGAAUGAACUUGGCGGCCGCGAGAGUUUCCGGGAGAAUUGGCGUUAUUAUGUGAAACGCAUGGAGGCGGUGGAUUUUUUGUUGUUUGUAGUAGACAGCAUGAACAAGCGUGGCUUCAAGGAUGCCGCGGCCUAUUUGCGUGCGAUCACAGAUCAUUUUACCACUGUGCCACUCGUCGUUAUUUUCAACAAUUAUCGCGUGGGCUCCCGCGGAACGCCUCCUCUGAAGGAGUUGGAGGCGUCCAUUAAGUUGGACGUUGUGCGUCAUCGACAGGCGGCUCGCAGCGUGUUUGUCGGAACAUGUGACAUCACUGUGGUGAGUUCUUCCCAUCGCACUCUCCCGGCAACGCUCUUGUCUGCGCUAAAUGAACUGAGCACGUACUUUCGCCAGGUUUCGCCGCCGGAGCGUAUGGCUGUGCAACCAAAGGAAGGUGGCAAUUCAGAAGCCAUGUUGAUGAAGUUGUCAUCUUCCAUGGCAUGGCGGAUAUGA